AUGUCAACAAUCAAGAAGGAUGGGGGCAAGAUUUUGCCGGACAAUGGCCCGGUGGAUUUGACUUACGACCGGGAGCAGCAAAUUUAUGAAAGUGGUGUUGAGAAGUUCAAUCAACUAGGAUGGAAGCGCCUCACGAUCGUUCUGAUCGUAGAGGCCGUGGCACUCGGAACUCUCUCCAUCCCAUCGACCUUCGCAACUCUCGGCAUGGUCGCAGGUGUCAUCUGCUGUGUCGGUAUCGGUCUCAUCGCGGUCUACACCAGUUACAUCAUCGGUCAGGUCAAGGUCAAAUUCCCCCAGAUCUCGAACUACCCGGAGGCAGGCAGAAUGAUGUUCGGCCGCUGGGGAUAUGAAAUCGUCUUCGUCAUGUUGUGCUUGGAGCUGUUGUUGUCCGCCGGGUCGCACUGUCUCACCGGUAAAAUCGCAUUCGAGAACAUCGUCGGAGGCCACAUCAUGUGCUCCGUCAUUUGGGCCUUUAUCUCCGCCAUCAUCUUGUUGCUCCUUGCGAUCCCCCCGAGCUUUUCCGAUAUGGCCAUCCUAGGAUAUAUCGACUUCGUCUCGAUCAUCAUCGCGGUCGGAAUCACAAUCAUCGGAACCGGUGUGGAGGCCAGUUCAUCGACUGGCCUGGCAGCCGUGAAUUGGUCAGCCUGGCCAAAGGAUAACCUUACCUUUGCCGAAGCAUUCAUCGCCCUCUCCAAUAUCAUUUUCGCCUACAGUUUCGCGCUAUGCCAAUUCUCCUUUAUGGAUGAAAUGCACACGCCUACUGACUUCCCGAAGUCCGUUUGGGCUCUCGGUCUCGCGGAAAUCGGUAUCUACACUAUUACUGGUGCAUUGGUGUACGCCUUCGUUGGUCAAGAUGUUGCAAGCCCGGCUCUGCUUUCUGCUGGUAACCUUCUGAGUCGUGUUGCGUUCGGCAUUGCACUCCCGGUUAUCUUCAUCAGUGGCUCUAUCAAUACGGUGGUGCUGGGUCGACUCGUCCACGGUCGUAUGUUCAAGGACUCCAACAUCCGCUUCAUCAACACGAAACUUGGAUGGGGUACCUGGCUUGCCGUUGUCACAGUUUUGACCAUCCUGGAGUUCAUCGUGGCCGAGGUCAUUCCAUUCUUCGACGAUCUCUUGUCCUUGAUUUCGUCACUCUUCAUCUCUGGCUUCACGUUCUAUUUCCCGGCUAUCAUGUGGUUUAUGUUCAUCCGCGGUGAUAGCACCUCCAAGGGCAUUAAGUUGCUUCUUGACGUGGUGAACGCCUGUAUCCUGGUUAUUGGCCUGAUCGUCCUCGGUGCUGGAACAUACUCCAGCGUUGUUGAUAUUAUUAACUCCUAUGCCGAAGGUUCUGUUGGGGGAGUGUUUUCCUGCACGUCAUGA
Molecule: messenger RNA, 1359 nt
Organism: Penicillium salamii
Lineage: Eukaryota; Fungi; Ascomycota; Eurotiomycetes; Eurotiales; Aspergillaceae
Source: the annotation of a GenBank genome assembly